Molecule: messenger RNA, 192 nt
Organism: Ilex paraguariensis (yerba mate)
Lineage: Eukaryota; Viridiplantae; Streptophyta; Magnoliopsida; Aquifoliales; Aquifoliaceae
Source: the annotation of a GenBank genome assembly
AUGAAUCAAGUUGUGAUUCUAGGUUUAACGGAUCUUCAAAGGUGCAAAGUGGAAAAUCCAAGAACGUUUCAUUAUUUGAAUCAAUUAAAUUGUUACGAGUUAGAUGGCAUUGAUGAUUCUAAAGAGUAUAUUGCUACAAGGAGGGCGAUGGAUGUUGUUGGAAUUAGUACCGAAGAACAGGUUUUUGUUUAG